Messenger RNA from Ziziphus jujuba (common jujube), 1112 nucleotides. Its product is annotated as protein LIGHT-DEPENDENT SHORT HYPOCOTYLS 10. Gene Ontology annotation, biological process: response to light stimulus; mRNA transcription. The record is from RefSeq and is a predicted model, not a curated record. NCBI's taxonomy places the organism in Eukaryota, Viridiplantae, Streptophyta, Magnoliopsida, Rosales, Rhamnaceae. The transcript has 2 exons. The coding region runs from base 143 to 694 and encodes 183 amino acids. Gene Ontology annotation, cellular component: nucleus.
UUUCCAUCUUCCUCCACUCCAUCCCUCUCCUUCUUCCCUAUUCCUUUCACCUCCUCCCUCUCUCUCCCUUAAUUUCUUUCUUUUUAUUUGAACAGAAAAAAAAAAAAAAUUCCCCCAAAAAAAAGGUUUCUUUGAUGCCACCAUGUCUAGCGAAAGAGGCAAAGAUUUCGCAGAAGGAUCUUCAUCCUCUCCCACUGAUCAUCAUCACCAACAACAAAAUCAGCAGUCUUCGUCAUCGGCUACUCCAAGCCGAUACGAAUCACAAAAACGAAGGGACUGGAACACCUUUGGACAAUACUUGAAGAACCAAAGGCCUCCAGUCCCACUGUCCCAGUGCAAUUGCAACCAUGUGUUGGACUUCCUUAGGUAUUUGGACCAAUUUGGGAAGACAAAAGUGCACCUCCAAGGCUGCAUGUUUUUCGGACAACCCGAACCGCCAGCACCGUGCACUUGUCCACUUAGACAAGCUUGGGGAAGCCUUGAUGCUCUUAUUGGAAGGCUUAGAGCUGCUUAUGAGGAAAAUGGAGGCUCGCCAGAGACUAACCCUUUUGCAAGUGGUGCAAUCCGUGUGUAUCUGAGGGAGGUCAGGGAGUGUCAAGCUAAAGCUAGAGGAAUACCUUACAAGAAGAAGAAAAAGAAGACAAAUCAAAGCAAAGGAAACGACGAAUCAAGUUCUACCAUUCAGUUUUCUUGAUUCCUUUUGGCUGUUUCGGAAUAUGGGUGGGUCAUCUGGACAAUAAAAGAUAUGAAAAAGGAUUGUUAGGCAAAAUAUCUUCACGUUUCGAGUAUGUUGGUUUUGAUUGUGGUUUUUUCGAGCCUAUAGUGUUAUAUUAUCAAAGGUGGUUGACCCAUAUAUCUCUUCUGGCAUAUGCUGGCCAAUCUAGCUAGGAGUUUUCAUUGUGUUUUCAUUUUUUUUUGUUUUUCCUUUUUCUUUUCUUCAUUUGGGAAUUUGUAAGAGAACUUGGUUGAUCGAACUCUUUGUGCAUGUAAAUAUCGGUUUACGGCGGGAUAUUCUGCAGCUGUACUUGCAGUAAUUCUCAGCUAGCUUAUUCAGAAUACUAUGAUGUUUUCUCUACAAACUGCCUCUCUCUGAAAUUUAAAAUACUACCCAU